GCUCCCGCUCGCCGGCCGGCCGGUGUCGUGCUUCACGCACGCCAGUUCUCGUUUGAAUCGCUUCUAUUGAGGUCGUCCGCUGCGAGUUGCGUGCGAAGUUUGCUAACGCGAAAGGAUUUUCCUUUGUCCCGACGCUCGAGGACCCUGCCCUCGUAUUAUGUUUCCGCGCGAGAGCUGCGACCAACCCCGGCCUACUGAGGAACCGGACCGCGCGCAGCGUACUGAAUCGCGUCGAAAUAGUCGUGCUUUCCCGAAAUUCUGUGACGGUUACCCUACGAAACGCGUUCGCCGGGCGAUUUGAAGUUGUUGAGUGAUCUUGUGAGAGGAUUAAGUUUGAGACAACGUUUAACGGACUGUACCACGUAGCUACCAUGUCGACCGGUAAGCGGCUAGCGAAACGGUCCAUCAUUGGGACGCGCGUAGCAGCGCUGGGUGACGACGGACUCUAUUAUUCAGGCAUGAUCCAAGCGGUGAAGACGCCGGCACCCUUCCCAGAAAACAACAACUGUAUCAAUCUGACGCCGAAUACGCGGUACACGGUGCGGUUUGACGGUGGCAAGAUCACGCGCGAAUACCGCGACGCCGAGCUGAUCGGACCCGGCUUUCGCAGCAUGACCGGUGUACGCUUGCAGCUCGGUCAGCGCGUCUUCCUCACCCACAACGGGCGUGAGGUGCGCGCUGAGGUCAUCAGUCACGACCACGACACCGACGAGAUGCGCGUAAAGAUUCACGCACCUUCUUCUGAGGCGCCAAUAGAGCUUAAGAAGAGACUAGAAGAGAUAAGAUUGCUGGAAUCACGGAAGUCUGCGAGGUUGGCGGAUGUGGAUACGGAUUUUGCGCGACUUGCGGACAUGGCCGGCGACCGCCGCCGCGCCUCCGCCACUAUUGAAGUUCCUGCACAUCACUUACAAGGGUCUCGCAAACGCGGUCCAAGCAGCUCCUGUGACCUGGGCUACGGCGAGCGAGAUGACCAGAUGAAUGAAUGCAACGCAGCCCUGGUCCUCAUGUCUCUUAGCUGUUCACCAAACUCGCCCCGCCCCAGUGCAUGGGGUGGUCGCUCAUCGGUAUCACCAGGAGCCAGUAGCAGUUCCGGAUCCUCAUGGCGCUCUGGAACACCCUCCCCACCCCCCGCUUCUUCUUCCUUCAGCGACGAGGGUAUUGCCAUGGACUAUGAAGACUUGCACACACGCAAGAAAAAGAUCAAUAGUGUUGUGUUUGACUGCACCUGGCGAGGCUGCGGCUACAGCACUAUAUCAAAUACAAGUCACGCCAUCGAGACACACAUCAGAAAUACACAUUUGGGGCCAAAGAAGGAGGGCGAGAGUGAUCAAGAAGAAGAGUUUUAUUACACAGAGCACGAAAUUUGCGUGCCGGCGCCGCCGCCGACACUAUCCCACCAAGACAUGUGUCGUCCACCGUAUGAGGACCCCGAUUACCAACGCCAACUCGUUGGCUCGUUUAGGCAAGGACUGCUCUCUAUGCAGCAUCCCGCGAGGCCUAUAAGCAUUCCCGUUACGCAUUCCUGGUCAAAUUCACACUCACCGAAGCACAUGAGGCUGUCUGCAACAAGCGGUUCGCCGGGCAGUCCAGGGCGGCGACCACGCUCUGACAAUAAAAAGUGCCGGAAAGUGUACGGCAUGGACCAGCGUGAGCUCUGGUGCACCCAGUGCAAGUGGAAGAAGGCAUGCACGCGCUUUGGGGAUUAGCGCGUGCGUCGCCGCUUGCUGGCCCCCGCGCGCGUACUACUGCUUCUCCAACAGAUGCUCGUAUGAAAUGAACUGAUACACGCGAGCUCUGUUUAUGCGCCUUUAGUGCGAGAACUAUUCCGAGUGCGGGUCGUGGUUCGGAUAGUCCGAGGGAUAUAUUGAAGAGUUUCAUCGAAUGUAAGCAAAUAUGGAAAAAAAAUAUUAUUAAUAUAUUGGAUAUGAAAUGUAAAGGAGACAUAUUUUUGCUCUUUAAGUAAUUGUGGCUCGUAUUUUGACUGCAUAAUGGACAUUGCCCACGUAUUUUUAUAAUGCAGUAGACUCGCCUUUACUGUGACAUGCAAACGGAGUUUGUGUCGCUCUCGGCCGACUGUGAAUAUUAGUUGUAAGCCUAGACUUAAGAUUAGACUGACACGUUACAGUGCGAAAAUAUCUGUUACCUAAGACCCGGUCGCAAUACAAUGAAGGACAGAUUACAUUCAACAUAUUUUUUUAUCUUUCUCAUUGCUUGUAACCAAUAAACGCUUCUAUAGAGAGCGCUCUUCAUGUUUGAUACUGAGUAUAUUUUCAUACGUCGACAUGGCUUGGUAGAGUUCAUGUAGAGAGAUAUUACAGAAGUCAAUGUAUUCCGUCCGCAUUUUCGACAAUUCUUUACCAAAGGACCUACAAGAUGCAGCUAGCGCCAACGCAUACGCAGGGCGGACGGUGUUUUCGCACUGUGAUCACAAAUUCAAUAUCAAGUGUGGAACACCAUAUUCCACAAUUCGACGUGUUAUAUGUCGCCCCUGUCGGAUUAUACAUCAGUGAUAUUAAUCACUAAAUUUUAAUGUUUUGACUGAAUUACUAGAUAAUAACAAAAAAUAAUAAUAUAUGAAUUAGUCUUAUAAGUUAUCUCAGAUUCGACAAAAAGACUAAAACUUGUUUAGACUUAAAUUUUUAUGAACAUAUCUAUGUCGUAUACAAAGGUGGUCCUACCAGAACAAGGAGACAAUACUCAGUGUCGCCCAUGCAGCUAGGGCGGCCGGCAACGUGCGUAACCACAAAAGUAGCAUGGUGCCUGCACACGCCACACGACCACUUCACGAGAUCAAGGCAAACAAAGCAAGGCUAAAACCAUCGGAGUGAGACAGAAAGGAACAUCACAUUAUAUUACUUUCGAUGUAAAGGCCCAUUACAUACAAACAUCACGAAGACUGUGAUUACCCGUUUAGUGCCUAGAAUAAAACUCUUAAAGACCCUCCAUGAAGGAGUAGUGAGAUUCCAAAGACGAUGGGAUGGCCUAUACUCGAAAUAUGACCGCGACGUAAUCAUACGGUGUAUUUUAUACACUAUGAUUACACUUACGCAUUACAUCCACAAAAGCUGUUAAAGUGUUUGUGUACUUGUCUACGCAAACAAACAGACAAUGUGAUAAGGGAAUGAUAUGCAAUACGUAGCAUAUACGGAUAAGACAGAACAAGUGAAGGCGAUUGCGAGCUGCAAUAUUAUUUCGUAAGUAUUAAGUAUUAUAAUGACGAUUAAAUUUGUAAAUAAUAAUUAUUAUUCAUACAUGAAUUAUAUUAAAUGUAUUCUAUACCUAUAAAAAAUUAAAGCAAUGUUCGGAUGUGUACAUAAAAUAUUAUUAUAAAGAUAUAAUUGUUACUUAAUGUGAUCGUUUAAAUCGAAGAUUUUGUACGGUAACACGAAAACGCGUCUUUAAUGUAGGUGCAUUAUUACUUGAAGAAGUGAAACCGUUUCGUAAAAAUGACAUCGCAGCGCGGUAUUUCUGAUCCACUAGUAGUUACCAACGUUCGUUAUAAUAUCUUACAUAAUAAGUUAUGUAAAUAUCAAA
Molecule: messenger RNA, 3534 nt
Organism: Hyposmocoma kahamanoa
Lineage: Eukaryota; Metazoa; Arthropoda; Insecta; Lepidoptera; Cosmopterigidae
Gene: Glut4EF
Product: zinc finger protein 704
Exons: 8
Coding region: 372-1706 (444 amino acids)
Biological process (GO): regulation of transcription by RNA polymerase II
Cellular component (GO): nucleus
Molecular function (GO): RNA polymerase II cis-regulatory region sequence-specific DNA binding; DNA-binding transcription factor activity
Source: RefSeq, a predicted model, not a curated record